AUGUCUAUAUUUGGUAUUUGUAAUCUUGAUCGUCUUGAGCAGUACUUAAAUAGUAGUUUAACGAAAUUAGAAAAUCUUACCAAUGACAACGAACAAUUACUCGUAGAUACCAUUAAAACAAUCGACACGCUUACUGUCUACAACAUAUCACUUUUAUGCAAACCAAAGAUUUUCUCUCACAAAGUAUUUAUUAAGUUUCGAUAUUGCUACAACGUACAGCUUAGUGUAUGGAGAGCAGAACAACAUCGUUUGAACGGUUACGCACAAGAAGUUUUGUCAAAAGUAGGAAAUUUGUUUGUUACUUUAAGUGAACACAUUGAUGAUGCUGAUUUGCAAAUAUACGAAGAGUUUCUUUUCGAAAAAACCCUUAUCGAAGAACUUUGUUUAUGUUUGAAAAAUGUCAUUUAUUAUAUCGACGAUCCAACCAUUGGACAUAUUAGCCAAUUCAUUUUUGCACUUGGACGCUUUCAAUAUAAUGGAAGAACUUUACAGAACAACUCACUGCAAGAAGAUCUACUCAAUGCUAUUCGUGAGUGUCUUACAUCUCUAUGGUAUGAGAUGUGUCUUUCUGCAGAAAUGACUGUCGAACAAUCAAAUGUAUAUUAUAAUUGUCUUGAUUACGUAUUAGGCUGUUCAGAUGAACAUUACAAGCGUUGUUGUGAAUUCAUAUCAAUGAAGUUGAUCAAAACGUUUCCACGAUGGUUUCAUGAACAAGUGAUUAAUGGGUCGAUUUUUCAUUGGAAUGAGCAAAUCACAUCUAUUAGUUCAAAAUUAAUCACCAUUUUAACAAGUCAAAUUCGACAAUUUGAGAACGGGGUUGAAGGGGAUUAUAUGGAUUCGUAUAAAGUAUUGACUGAAUCAUUGCUUAUUGUCCUUUCGAAAAUUUCAACGGAAGAUGAGUUUAAUCCGCGAAAAAGUCUUUUUAUUGAAAAUAUGGCUAAUUUAGCAUUGAAUUCCUACUUACUCGACAUGAUUAAGCAAACGGAUUUGUCUCAAAUAUAUCCGUACUUAAUUGAGAAAAAUCAACAAACUAAUAUACAAAUGAAUGCAUGUUGUCUAUUAUUGUCAACUUUAUCUGAUACAGAAACUUCUCUACUUAUUGAUCUGAGAAAGGUCAUCGGUAUAGUGUUAAAAAGUUUAAUCCCCUAUACAGACACAUCGAAAUGUCGACGUCAUUUGAUAGCGACCAUGACUCAUUUACAACGAGGAUUUCAAUAUGAAACAAACAGAAGAGAAUUUAUCGAACAAGAUGGGCUGUCUCGAUUGAUACAAUUUGCAACGUGUUGCAAAAAGAAUUCUUUCGAGCUACGUGAUAUGGCCUUGAAAAUGAUUUGUGUUCUAGCCAACUGUUACACAGAUGAUAUCAACAAUGUUGUUGAGUCUCUUCCGGAAAUCAUGCCGGGGAGUGAACAAGAAUGGUUACUAAAAUCUUGGAAACUUCACAAUUGGAACAAUGAUACGAAAACUGCAUGUUCAAGCGUAUCAGGAACCAUACCUACACACAACUAUGAUCCGACAAUAGCAUUAAAAGCUUUAUUAAAACAGGACAAGCUAAUCGAUGAGAAACAUAUGAAAGCAGUUGCACAACGUCAUCGCGAGGAUAUCCUUUUAGUUUGGAUAUAUAAGGACGAGGAUGAGAAGACAUUAAGAGAUAGUAUCGUUCAUUUACGUAGUCUUAUACACAUUGUUCGCAUAUACUCCUGCUUGAAAUGUGCCGAAGCCGUCACAUUCAUUUUAAACAAUCGCCAUGAGAAUAUCUUUGUGCUUCUUCAUGCUUCCAUACAGAGAUAUGUCGUAAGAAAAAUUCAACAUGCCAUCCAUAUCGCUGCUAUUACUGUUUAUGAUGCUCCUCAUUCUUCUACAAAAACAUCAACCGAACUUGAACAGACCAGCUUGGUACGGUAUGAAGCUGACUUUCAAUGCUCCGUUGAUGCUUUAUCAAUUAUGAUUCAAUCAUAUCAAAAUCAGACAUUUUGGUUCUAUGAAUCAAAACAAACCCGAUGCGCAGAUCUGUCGACUGAAUCAGCGAGUUUUCUGUGGCAGUUUCUUCUUACUCGUAUUCUUAACAAAAUGCCCCCAGUCGACAUGAAUGACUUUAUCGAUUUAGCUCGGCAAUGGUAUAAAAACAAUCCACUAUGUUUGUACCAGAUUGACUACUUUCGUAAAAAGUACGACAGCAGUGCAGUUACUGGCUGGAUUUUCACCAAAGGUUCAUCAUUUGUUCAGCGUUUACUUCAAAAAGCAUUCAAAGAAGUUGAUAUGCAAAUCAUAUGGGCAGCUCGUUUUUUUAUCAUUGAUCUUAUGAAAAUCAUUGAGUCACAGAACGGUUUUAAGCGUCAUGCAGGUCAUAUUACGCUGGGCGAAUUAAUGAGUGUGAAACGAAUGCAGUUUCUGUUGGAACAUCAAGAUACACUUCUAAUGGCGAAAGGUUUUCUAGUUGGACGUAGAAACUUAGAAAAGACAAUAGGAGAUUUACAAAAGCGACCACGUUGUAAAGAUUCUGUUCAUUCUAUUCUAUUUGAGGUGGAUCCCGAGAAUCAUUGUUCAGUUUUGGUUUUGAAUGAUGAAUAUGUUUUGUUUGGACUUGAUGUUUCUUUUCGUAUAUGUUCAAUCAGAUAUGAUCAAUCACUUGAUAUUUAUAGAAUCCAAUUACGAGUGUUAAAUAUUAAUGAACUGUGGCAGAACCACAUAGCAUUACUCCAAGAAGUUGGUGAAUGUACUGAUGAAAUCAUUUUAUUUGGUACUUUGCUUGCCGAUAUAAAUCGAGUUCCAGCCGCCAUGGAUUAUUAUUUAUCACGUAUGAAUGAAUUCACAUUCGAUCCGUUGUUGAACGCUCAUCGUUUGGUUCAGCUUGGUCGAAUUGCCCUGCGGUGCAACAGAACAGAAAAGGCUGAAAACUAUUACAUUAUGGGUCUGACUCUAUAUGAAACACUCUUAUCGGAAAAUGAUCCAUGUUUUAUUCGUCUGUUGCUUGACCUUAUGUUUGUUUAUGUCAAAAGGGAAAUCAGUUAUCAGGCAUUUUGUAUUUAUGAACGAAUUCGACCUGUUUUGACAGAAGAAUCCAUAUCUGUAUGGCAAUCACUACUUUCAUGGAGUCAAGGAUUAAUAUGUUCUUGUCGACUAAUAGCAUCUGGUCUUCAACAAACUAAUCAAACACUCAAUAAGUACUUCAUAUCAUAUAAACAGUUGAAUUAUCAAUGCACUCAUCCAGUCCUUAUCGGUGGAUUAGCAAUUGACAUAGGCGACUUUGCAUACAAACAAGGGUAUAUUCCUCUUAGCAGUGAUUGCUAUCUAUUUGCAUUUGAAAUCGCUAAUCAGAAUCUUCCACUUUGCCAUCCGAUGGCUAUGGCCAGUUUAAGACGUCAAUUAAUCAAUGCUGACACAUAUUCUCGAAAUGACAAGCUUACAAUUCGUGAAAACCGACUUUUACCUUUAUUACAACACAGCUUAAACGAUAUAAACGACGAUGAUAAUCAACAAAUUGCCGAUACUAUGCGAAAAAUCGGUUUUGAAUAUGUUACAAAUGGUAUAAACGAAAUAGCAAAGUUUUACAUAGAAAAAUGUAUAACAAUUUAUCGACGACAAAUACCGGUUGACGAAGUCGCUUUAAAUGAAUGUCAAGCAUAUAUUUUUGAAACAGAAAAUCAAGCAGCCUUUAAAUUUUUCAUUACAGAUUGUAACAAAGCUUUACAUGAUAUCUGUUGGAGCGCAUGGUAUAGGUAUACUCAUCCCUACGAUCCUGCAGAAGUCGAAGAACAACAACAAAUAUGGGACACAGCUUUGUCGAGUUUUUUUUACAAUAUGACAACAGAAUCUGGAGUCGUUUGUCGAUCACUCAUUGUUUGGAUUGAUACAAGAAAAGAUGCAAAUAGAAAUAAUACUUUAUUAGAAAGGUUGAUAAGAAGUAAUGAGAUUGAAUUACAUGUGUUUGAUAAUGUCGAUUUGGCUGUUACUUUUCUUUUGGGGAAAGAUUUUCAACACGUACGGGUAGUAGUAGCUAAUAAUAUAGCUGAUGCUUUCUUUAACAAGCAGAAAUCACGUCAAUUGCAAACAAAUAUCUGUUUGACGAUGUGUGUAUUUAUCUUUGGGAUUGAUCAUGACGACGAAUUGUACAAAAACUAUCUAAGUUCACUACAAUGUAGCCGAAAAUGUUGGACACAAAUGUCGAAAGUGAUCGAACGAUGUCUCAUAAUGUCAGAUGAUGACUCAUUAUUGAAUGAAUUUUGUACACAACCAGAUAUUGUGGGAAUAGCAAUUGCUCCAAUGAUGCUUUUAGUUGAUGUUCAAGCAUUUGGGAAUAUGUUUUUCGAUGAAAUAGAUCCCAUGGAACAUCAAGUGUAUUUCGGUUCGGAUGACACGAAUUACGAAUUCAUAGGUUACAUGUCGGGCUGCCAAAUCUCUGCACCGAAAUUAUUUCAUCAUCUUCGUUUUGCGAAAUCAAUUAACCUUCCAAAACAUCAAGCUCAAAUGAUAGCAUUUAUUAUUUUUGGCAGACGACAUGGUCUGUCAUCGCGUCAGAUUGCAUCUAUAUGUCGAUAUUUUACACCUGGUCGUUGCAUUCAACCGAUCACAUUGAUCAAAUAUCUUGUUCGACUUUGGUCACUUGAGUCACCACCCUUCUACCAACUUGUUAACAAAGCAUUGGCAGAAUGUAUCAUCGAAGACGUACAUCUUCUACGUUUCAUUAUAUAUGAUUAUUUUGAAUUGUUUAAUGCUAAAUUGUUACCUUAUUAUGUCGGAACACUCUAUCGUGGAAUUCAAACAUCAAAAGAAUAUAUUCUUUCACUCGUAUCGCUCAUUGGUAAACAGAUCUAUUUUGUUUGUUUUACUUCAACAUCGAAAAAUAAAGCACGUGCUAUGGUUGGUGGAAACACUCUUUUCAUAAUUCAAACAAUGUCUGAACAAGAACAAGCGGAAUGUCGUAUACAAACCAAUGUGGACAUAACCUCGGUUUCACAAUUCUCUGAAGAAGAAGAAGUCUUAUAUGCUCCACUUACCACAUUUCUCUUGUUAAGUGUUACGUUUGUUCGAGAUCCAAAUGAGAGUAUCAAAUACAUUGUUAAACUGCGUGAACAAGCUUCAAGUCUUUUUUAUCAAUUAUUUAUGGAUAAAGAACGAUUUCCCAAUGGUACUCCGUUUGAAGACGGUACAGAUAUGUGGCAAUACAAAAGAUGA
Messenger RNA from Adineta ricciae, 5175 nucleotides. The record is from the annotation of a GenBank genome assembly. Lineage: Eukaryota; Metazoa; Rotifera; Eurotatoria; Adinetida; Adinetidae.